Molecule: messenger RNA, 2441 nt
Organism: Kogia breviceps (pygmy sperm whale)
Lineage: Eukaryota; Metazoa; Chordata; Mammalia; Artiodactyla; Physeteridae
Gene: VSTM2B
Product: V-set and transmembrane domain containing 2B
Cellular component (GO): membrane
Source: RefSeq, a predicted model, not a curated record
GGCAGAAGCUCACGGCUCCGAGGCGCACACUCUCUUGGCCAGGGAUGGGUCCCGGGGCGGCCCAGCCCCUGACCGGCCCGCCGGGCAGAGACUGAAUUGCAGGUCCCCAUCGGUCCAGCGUAUAACCAGGGAGAGGGAGGCACGGACCGAUCGCCAGUAGCCUCCCGGCGGGACCUCGCGUUCUGCGCACCCCGAGCAGCGCUCCCAGCCGGAGCCGCGCCGGGCAAGCCGGCGAGGGAGCGGGGCUGAUUGGCGGCCGCCGGCGGCCGGGGGAGGGGGCGCCGCGCGGGACCAUGGCAGGCUCGGAGGCGUCCUAGCCCGAGCCCGAGCCGGAUCCGAGCCCGAGCUGCCACCACAGCCGCCUCUCCGCGCCCGCGCUCCCGUCGCCGCCGCGCCCCCUGCGGGAGAUGGAACAGAGGAACCGGCUCGGUGCCCCCGGAUACCUGCCGCCGUUGUUGCUGCACGCCCUGCUGCUCUUCGUGGCCGACGGUGAGCGCGGGAACUUUGCUGCCGCUGGUGGCUCGGGGGUCCUUGCCGGGGUCGCCAGAGCCAGCCUGCCCUGGUCGUCGAGGAGGAGGAGGAGGAAGAAAAGGGGAAGGCUUCACAGUCUCCAGCAAUCCCGGUGUGCAACCCGGGCCCGGCGGGGUAGAGGGUGGAGAGAGGCGAAGGGUCGCCGCAUCGCUGGCGCCCGCGCCCAGGUCGUUCGGAGCCGGAUCGGGGCUCCAACUGCGGACAGGCGGCUUGCGGGGUGCCGGGAGUUGGCGCGCCCCAGCCUGGCCCUGGUAGUGCGGCCAGGCGCGGGGAAGAAGCGUAAACCGCCCCUGCUGCCCCUCGCGAUCUGGAGGGAAGCAGCCUGCAGCGGUAGCCGGUCUCCCCUGCGGCCCGGCAGCUGCUCGACCGAACUUUGCCAGCGCCUGGGCCACACGAGUAGCUGGGGGGUGGGAAGCACACGGCCAAGCGAGCCGGGGACCGACAGUCUCGCCUGGGGUUGCCCCAGGCCUCCGCCCCACAGCUGGUCACGCCUCUCUCUUCCCCCGCCCCCAGCUACAUUUACUGAAGUCCCCAAAGAUGUGACAGUACGGGAGGGAGACGACAUCGAAAUGCCCUGCGCGUUCCGAGCUAGCGGAGCCACCUCGUAUUCGCUGGAGAUUCAGUGGUGGUACCUCAAGGAGCCUCCCCGGGAGCUGCUGCACGAGCUGGCGCUUAGCGUGCCCGGCGCCCGGAGCAAGGUAACAAAUAAGGAUGCAACUAAAAUCAGCACCGUGCGAGUCCAGGGCAAUGACAUCUCGCACCGGCUGCGGCUGUCGGCCGUGCGGCGGCAGGACGAGGGCGUCUACGAGUGCCGCGUGUCGGACUACGGCGACGACGACACGCAGGAACACAAGGCCCAGGCGCUGCUGCGCGUGCUCUCGCGCUUCGCGCCGCCCAACAUGCAGGCCGCCGAAGCCGUGUCCCACAUUCAGAGCAGCGGCCCGCGUCGCCACGGUCCCGCCAGCGCCGCCAAUGCCAACAACGUCAGCGCAGCGGGCCGCGCCAUCUCGGAGUCUGGCCAUGGUGACAAGAGCCCGCCUCCCGGGAGCCCUACCGCCGCCCUGGGUCCCGAAGUCCCCGAUUCCACCGCCAAUUCCGCGGCCUACGCAGCCGCCACCACCGUCGCGGCCGCGACCGCUUCUUCGUCAGCGUCGCCGCCACCCCGUGAGGCGGUCCUUCUGCGCCAGAGGCACGGCUCGGGCACUGGCCCUAACUACGCCACAGACCCGCUCCUGUCCCUGCUCCUGUUAGCUGUACAUAAGUUCCUCCGCCUGCUAGUGGGCCCCUGACAGACUCACCAUCCUGCGCUCCUGAGUGGGCCCGCGUGGCUGCCAGCCCCUGGGUGAGGACUGCGUCGCCAGACAGACGCAGACAGACUCAGAGAAGCAUGACCAAGUCCACGUGGAAAAUAAAUAAAUCAUAUUUUUGGGGAAGUUACACAAAUGUAGACCACCUAAAAUAAUGCAUCUAGUUUCCAAAUAAGAUGGAGUUUGGACCAUGCAGUAUGCAUGGGAUCAGUGAUUUCUCUAUUUUAAUGUAUUUUUCUUUUCUAAACUUUUCCUCCAAGUCUUCAUUUUGCACGAACUGUUGAGCAGUUAUCUUUAGGAUACUAGGUAAAAAUGUUGGGUCAAAGCCUUUCUGACAAAGCAAAAUAUUUUUAGUAGAUUAAUGUGUUUAGGAAAUUUUUAAUUUACUUUUUCCUUUGAGGGCUUUUCUCUUUUUUUAUUAAAGUAAAUUAUUUCUUUUGAGACAUUUUGAUUUAAAAAAAAAGAUACAUCUUAUCAUAAUUAAAAUUCACUGUCAAUAAUAUUUAUUUUUAAAUAAAGAUUGGAAACAAGGUCAGACACUUGUUUAUAAACUGUAUUGUAUAAUGCUGAAUAACAGUUGAAUAAAAAACAACUUUGAAAUAA